AUGCCAGCAAGAAAGAAGACUGGUGGUGAUAGCAAUGGCGGUGGGAGUGGUAACACAUCAGACGCGUCCAAAUACGAUGAUGAUGCAUACCGACAAAAGAGACAGAGAAACAAUAAUGCGGUGAAGAAAACAAGACAAAAAUCUAAAGAAACUGCAACCGAGCGUAAACGUAAUGUGGAGCGGCUUAAGCAUGAUAAUAUCAAGUUGGAAGCUUCCAUUAAAGAAAUGAAGGAACAUGUGGAAACAUUAAAAAAUUUGUUGUUGAACAACGUGCAAAAAGGCGAGCAGGAAGCUGUGCUGCAACGGAUACUAAAUGAACCUUCGGACGAUGAGGGCGACAAUUUUGAUGGCACAUAAGUAAACGGAAUUUCUUAUUCUAAAAUAAUAGCAAGCUAUGAUUUGCUAUUGCAAACAAAUGUUAAAGUGCACCAUUAUAUUUAACGGAUAGGAUUGAAAUAUGCAGAAGUAAAAAACAAUGUGAAUUAAGAAUUAGUGUGAUUUUAGAGUUAGGUGAAGCAAUACACUAAAGAACCAAAAUUAAUGUUUUAUAUAGGUUUUCGUGUUAAACAUAUUACUGUUGGAAUAAAAACAAAACUAGACAUAAGGAUUUAAACAAAAAAUCCAUUAGAAGUAAGAGAAGUGAUACAUUGUAAUGUGAAAUAUUGUAAAUACUAAUAAUAAUAAAGUUCAUCAAACAAGAAAUUCAAAAUUCGA
Anastrepha obliqua is the source of this 714-nucleotide messenger RNA. RefSeq names its product CCAAT/enhancer-binding protein gamma-like. Gene Ontology annotation, molecular function: RNA polymerase II cis-regulatory region sequence-specific DNA binding; DNA-binding transcription factor activity, RNA polymerase II-specific. The transcript is spliced from 2 exons. Bases 1 to 357 code for a protein of 118 amino acids. Gene Ontology annotation, biological process: regulation of transcription by RNA polymerase II; DNA-templated transcription. The record is from RefSeq and is a predicted model, not a curated record. Lineage: Eukaryota; Metazoa; Arthropoda; Insecta; Diptera; Tephritidae.